AUGACCAAAGUACAUAACCUAAGCAUCAUUACAACAUAUACAAAACCACGCCACAAAUUCACAACACGCCUAUGCAAUCUGGCUGGAAAAGGAAAGGCAAAAGGCGAUCAACUCACGAAAAAGGUGCAAAGUCAGUCCAUUACUAUUGAUCGGCAAAUGAGAAGAUAUGAGGUUCCAAGACUUGCAUUUAUUAACAAGCUUGAUCGAAUGAGAGCAGAUCCAUGGAAAGUAAUGAAUCAGGCUAGAUCUAAGCUUCGGCAUCAUAAUGCUGCAGUUCAAGUUCCAAUAGGUUCGGAAGAUGUUUUUAAGGGACUUGUUGAUCUCGUGAAGCUAAAGGCCUAUUAUUUUCAUGGUUCAAAUGGAAAAAAAAUUGUCAUCAAAGAGGUGCCUUCAGAUAUGAAAGCCUUGGUGGCUGAAAAAAGAGGCAAACUAAUAGAAACCGUGUCAGAAGUUGAUGAUAUACUUGAUGAAGCACUUCUUAGUGAUGAAGCCAUUUCAGAUACUUACUAG
Lathyrus oleraceus (garden pea) is the source of this 510-nucleotide messenger RNA. Its product is annotated as elongation factor G-1, mitochondrial-like. Lineage: Eukaryota; Viridiplantae; Streptophyta; Magnoliopsida; Fabales; Fabaceae. Gene Ontology annotation, molecular function: GTP binding; GTPase activity; translation elongation factor activity. The transcript has a single exon. Gene Ontology annotation, cellular component: mitochondrion. Gene Ontology annotation, biological process: mitochondrial translational elongation. The record is from RefSeq and is a predicted model, not a curated record. The coding region runs from base 1 to 510 and encodes 169 amino acids.